Messenger RNA from Helianthus annuus (common sunflower), 943 nucleotides. Its product is annotated as soluble inorganic pyrophosphatase. The record is from RefSeq and is a predicted model, not a curated record. Lineage: Eukaryota; Viridiplantae; Streptophyta; Magnoliopsida; Asterales; Asteraceae. Gene Ontology annotation, cellular component: cytoplasm. Gene Ontology annotation, molecular function: magnesium ion binding; inorganic diphosphate phosphatase activity. Bases 135 to 761 code for a protein of 208 amino acids. The transcript has 9 exons. Gene Ontology annotation, biological process: phosphate-containing compound metabolic process.
AGAUAUUGCUACUUUCUGUAAGUCUCUCACAUCUUCUUCAUCAUCUACAACUCAUUUCAUCAUUCUUCCAUUAAUAAUCAAACUCAAAACAUUAACAUACAAAUUCACCGUUUCAGUUCUGUAUUCCGGUAAACAUGAAUAACCACGAAGGACAAGGAAGUACUCGUGUUGCACUCAAUGAAAGGAUUCUCAGCUCUAUGUCACGAAGAUCCGUUGCUGCUCAUCCCUGGCAUGACUUGGAAAUUGGGCCAGGUGCACCUUCAGUUUUCAACUGUGUAGUUGAAAUCGGGAAAGGUAGCAAAGUCAAGUAUGAACUUGACAAAGCAAGUGGCCUGAUCAAGGUUGAUCGGAUUCUCUACUCCUCGGUGGUUUACCCACACAACUACGGGUUCAUUCCGAGAACCAUCUGUGAAGAUAGCGAUCCCAUGGAUGUGUUGGUUUUGAUGCAGGAACCUGUGCUGCCUGGCACCUUCCUUCGCGCACGUGCUAUCGGAUUAAUGCCUAUGAUUGAUCAGGGCGAAGGGGACGACAAAAUCAUAGCAGUAUGUGCAGAUGACCCGGAAUUCCGUCACUACACCGACAUCAAAGAACUCCCGCCACAUCGUCUUGCUGAGAUCCGCCGUUUCUUCGAGGACUACAAGAAGAACGAGAACAAGUCAGUGAAAGUCAACGACUUCCUCCCUGCUGAAGAUGCGGUCAAAGCUAUCGAGUAUUCCAUGGAUCUGUAUGCCUCUUACAUUGUUGAAAGCUUGAGGCAGUGAUUGGAUUCUGUUUGUUGGUGCGGAAACAUGUAAUAUGGUACAGGACUCUCAAGAGACUUGAAAAACUUGUAAUGGGUAUUAUAAUGGAUGCAUGUGGUUAUGGUUGACAGAUUUCAAUGAUUUAUACUAUGUUGUUAUGUGUAUUAAUUUUAAUUGCAAAUUAAGUCACAAGGUUUGACCAA